This is a messenger RNA of Fusarium pseudograminearum CS3096, 723 nucleotides long. RefSeq lists its product as uncharacterized. Gene Ontology annotation, biological process: spliceosomal complex assembly. Gene Ontology annotation, molecular function: nucleic acid binding; zinc ion binding. The record is from RefSeq and is a predicted model, not a curated record. The coding region runs from base 1 to 723 and encodes 240 amino acids. The transcript has a single exon. Gene Ontology annotation, cellular component: nucleus; catalytic step 2 spliceosome; U2-type prespliceosome. Lineage: Eukaryota; Fungi; Ascomycota; Sordariomycetes; Hypocreales; Nectriaceae.
AUGGAUUUCCAAAAUCGUGCCGGCUCGAAAUUCGGCGGCGGCGGUGUCGCCUCUCAAUCCGCCACAAACGCCGACCGUCGCGAACGUCUUCGCAAGCUCGCUCUCGAGACCAUCGACCUCGACAAGGACCCUUACUUCUUCAAGAACCACGUCGGAUCAUUCGAGUGCCGUCUUUGUCUUACUGUCCACCAAAACGACGGCUCUUAUCUCGCCCAUACACAAGGAAAGAAGCAUCAAACCAACCUCGCCCGUCGCGCUGCCCGCGAGCAGAAGGAGGGUCGCCAAGGUGCUAUUGACCCAGCUACUGGCCUGCCCAUCGGUGUCACAGGCGCAGGCUUUGCACAACGUCGUAACAUCGUCAAGAUCGGUCGUCCCGGAUACAAGAUCACAAAGAUUCGCGACCCAGUUUCUCGACAGCAGGGCUUGCUCUUCCAGCUCCAGUACCCCGACGCAACACCCGAAACAUCGCCCAAGUGGCAAGUCAUGAACGCCUUCACCCAGCACAUCGAGGAGCCCGACAAGAACUUCCAGUACCUACUCGUCGCCGCCGAGCCCUACGAGACAGUGGGUUUCAAAAUCCCUGCGCGUGAGCUCGAUAAGCGCGAGGACAAACAGUUUGCCUUUUGGGACCCGGAUGCCAAGGAGUAUUGGAUCCAGGUCAUGUUUAUGACAGAGCGUGAGGAGCGUUUCAAUGCCGCUCCUGGACAGGCGAUGCGGAGGUAA